AUGUCAAAAACGUUGCACGAUGAUAUUGCAACCAUAGAGGAUCAAUUAUACAAUCUCCGUUUCACAGAUGAAUUAUCCGUAGUGUCGACACUGGUCAAAUUACAGAACAAUUUAUCACGUGUUGUGGACGCGUCCGCGAAGAGCGAGCUUCAGUGUCGUCUGCUGCGAUCAAAUGUUCCGCAACUGAUUUGUGCCACACUUAAGCAAGAUUUUUCUACCGUUCCGGAUGGAUGGAAUCAAGCACUGGUCAUGUGCGGAUUGUUGGCUUCCAUUCUUCAAGUGAGUGUCGAACACGAACGUGUAAAAAAUGCGUGCACUCCGGACGAUCUGUUCACAGAAUCUGUCAGUUGUAUGCUGAUUCUUCUCCGACGGUUGCAAAAACAAUUGUUAAAGAUGAAACGAAUAACCUCGGAAGAGUCGAAUGCCAGUACGGAUCAAAUGUAUCAUUUGAUCGAACAAAUUAUCAAUUACUUGUAUGAAAUCAUGCAUUUGACACCACAAGUGGCCUUUUGUCUGUUGGUGAUUCUCGGCUGUGAAACGCAAUUGCGCUCGCUAAUUCUCAAACGAUAUCGAGGCAUUCAACUACUAGUCGCUCGAUGGAUUGCCCAAACUUGUGACUCAAAUUACAGUUCCGCGGACGUGGUCGAUUCGCCAACAAAAAAGAUGCUUCUUUCGUUAAAAAAGUUCCUCGGUGAAUUUCACAGUACCACAGCACCGGAACAAUCGGUACGACGGGGUCUGAUCCAACUGAAUACCGAACAGGCUGCCACGGUGAUCCAAUCGCAUUGGAGAGGUUUCGCAGUGCGUAGAACACUGCGAAACAUGAACCGUGCUCUAUCCAGUUUCCAAAAUCGACAACAGACCGUGGCGGCAGUUCGAAUCCAGGCCGCGUAUCGAGGCUAUCAGGCUCGAUCCCGACUGGCCGAUCAACGUGCACUGGCAACCAGACACAGAGCUGCUCGUGUGAUUCAGAACUGGUAUCGGGGUCAUGUGUCACGAAGAGAAUGCCUACGGAAUGUCACACAUGUGGCUGCCACCCCUGUGGACAUGGGAUCGAAACAAGACGAUGCGAAGGAAUUGCAUCAGACGACAAUCGAGAGACAUCGAGGCUGGUGUGAAACGCAUCCGAGCGUGCCGAUGAGUCGUGAAAAGCUCGAAGAACUGCAUAAAACGACUCAACUGCGUCUGCGUGCGUUCCAAUUCAACCGACUGAAGGCACAACAACAGAGUGAAACUCGACGGGCCAAUCUGGCUCGAAUCGCUCUGGACGCGGACCUACUCUUUGGGGAACCAAGUGGGUCGGAUCCGGGCACCCCGGACGAAAUGACACGACUUGCCCGGGCAGUGGAGCGCAGAUGUUCAUCGGCAGGCGGACUGGAUGUGGACCCAUUCCGAUGUCGUAUACAACCGAUAGCAAAACUGGCUCAGGAGGAGCAUCGUCAAUCUGUGGCCCGGUUAGGCAAACCAUGGUGGACUGUGCUAAUGCGUGAGUGGAAUAAAAAAUCCACUCAGUGGUUAUUGGCGAACGAGGCCCGGGCUGAUCGGGAGGAUCCGACAGCGUCGGAUGCGAGCUGCAACUGGCAUCCGGAUGAUCUGUUCGAUACCAGUCAGGACACGUGUGUGGUCAGCGAGUACGAGCGUGCAUUUUGUGCGUUUGGUGAGGACAACGAGCAGACAGACAAUCAGUCGCCCAGGGUAUGUAUUGCCUGA
Molecule: messenger RNA, 1710 nt
Organism: Echinostoma caproni
Lineage: Eukaryota; Metazoa; Platyhelminthes; Trematoda; Plagiorchiida; Echinostomatidae
Source: the annotation of a GenBank genome assembly